This is a messenger RNA of Alosa alosa (allis shad), 2159 nucleotides long. RefSeq names its product TSEN54 tRNA splicing endonuclease subunit (gene tsen54). NCBI's taxonomy places the organism in Eukaryota, Metazoa, Chordata, Actinopteri, Clupeiformes, Clupeidae. Gene Ontology annotation, biological process: tRNA-type intron splice site recognition and cleavage. Gene Ontology annotation, cellular component: tRNA-intron endonuclease complex. The record is from RefSeq and is a predicted model, not a curated record.
CACGCGUCAUACAGUCAGCAGACCAGUGGAUCCCUUCCCCGUAAACAUGGCCGAUGGGGAGACAUCAACAGAGCAGCCGAAACUUCGGUUCUGCAGUGAAAUAUUAAGCCCGUCGGAGCUGUUCCAGGCUCGCACGCGGAGCCACAAACUCCCGCUGCGCGGCCAGAAGGACUUCCUGCCCACGGGGUCGGAGCGCCAGCGAGAGCGACUGGACCAGAGUCUGCAGGAACACUGGACCCUGGUGGCCGAGGAGCGCGUGGAGAGAUCGGGGAGUCUGGUGAAGGCGGGGUGGAUCCCAGAUGACAGUAUAGUGGAGCUUCAAACUCCGGCGGGGAAGUUCUGGCAGACCAUGGGAUACGCUGCACACGGGAAACAAUAUCUGCUGCCAGAGGAGGCGCUCUACCUCAUGGAGUGUGGGAACCUGCAGGUGUUCCACCACAAGCUGCCGCUGUCCAUUGAGGAGGCCUACGAGAAGCUCCUAUCCUCGGAGCACCCUGGACUCGUCAGCCUACAGCAGUAUCAGGUGUUUGGCCAUCUGAAGAGACUGGGCUAUGUGGUCAACAGGUUUGACCCCAGUAUUGUCCAGUCUAUGUAUGAGCGGCAGCUGAACCUGCCUCAGACACGCGAUCGCUAUGGAGCCCACCUGAAGAGAAAACGCAGCUUGAGCCCCUCCAACAGGCACGCGGCCAGUCGACCCACACCUCCCUCAGAGAGACCGGAGGAGGAGGAGAGACCUGACCCCCCCGCCACACCCACGUGUCCCGACCCCCCCGACCCCAUCAACCCCCCCCAGAGUCCCGGGCAGGAGGGCAGGGAUGCCCAGGGGCAGGAGGGCAGGGACGAUGCCCAGGGGCAGGAGGAGGGCAGGGACGACGCCCAGGGGCAGGUGGAGGGCAGGGACGCCCAGGGGCAGGUGGAGGGCAGGGACGCCCAGGGGCAGAGUCCUGGUACGGGCAGGUCCUGGUGGACGAAGGGGUCCGAGGUCACCGAGCCGGGGUCACCGGACCUGCAGGGGGCGGAGCCACAGAGCCCCUCCCCUCGCUGGGACUAUGGGCGGAUCCGCUUCCCCAACCUGGGCUCGUCCCGCGCCUCACGAUCCCCCCCGCUGGGCCCCCCCGACCCCCGCCUGCUGCCCGGCGCCCUGCAGGUGGGAAGGUGCGACGUCGCCCCCUGGCUGCAGAGGCUGAACCAGCGAGCUGAGCACCUGUCAGGCCAUCACCCACAGGCAGAGGGUUUUUACCGCUACCAUAGAGGCGGAGCGAUGACCGCGGCGUCUGCCCGGUGCAGGAACUGGGCGGAGUACCUGGAACUGCUGGAGAGGAGGAGGAGUCGACGUAACCAUGGUGAUAGACCGGCACACCUGUGGGAGGGUGUGGUCAAACCUCUCUCCCAACCAGGCCACGGCUCCUCUCACAGUGAUUUGCUCCACCAGAUCGGCGUGAUUCAGUCGUCACGGCUACUGGACGAUGCCAUCAGUUUGAGUAUCCCGUCACAAUGGAAGAUCAGUUUCGAUGUUUACCAGCCUGACACAGUGGCUGACUACAAGAAGAGCAACCCGGGCAAGCCAUACACACGCAUGUGUGUCUGCAGUUUUGAAGGGCCAGUGCCUGAUCUCCAGGUGGUGAAGAGUUUGUCCUUCCAGAGUGGUGAGGUGCCCGUGACGUUUGCAGUGGUUGACCACGGAGACAUCUCAUUCUACAGCUUUAAGGACUUUACUCUGCCUGUGGAUGUGUGCCGCUGAUCACACACACACACACAACACACACACACACACACACACACACACACACACACGAUCUCACACACACACAAUCACACACACACACACACACACACACACACACACACACGCGCAGUCAAUGCCAAAUGCACGCAUGCAAAUGUGUAUAAAUCAUUGGUUGCCAAAUAAUGGAUAUAUUCUCAGGGUUACACAUCGCGUGCGUGUGUGUGUGUGCGUGUGAGUUUGUUUGUGUGUGUGUGUGUGCGUAUGUGUGCAUGUGUGUGUGUGUGUGUGUGCACGGGUGUGGCAGUCAUCAGCACUGUGAGUUCUGCAAACGUGUCGAUCCGUCUCAGGUAACCAGGAAGGCCUGAGCAGUCUGAUCAAUGUAAAUAUGACCACCUCAACUAAGCCAUGCAAUAAAAACAACCUGCGGACCCUA